UUUUGACUCAUUCCACAUCUCGUUCUCGUACCGUUCACUACGUACGCUCAGUUUUAAACAAUUUUAACCAAUUCGCAACAAGACGCACUCGUCUUUCGGAAUUGUUCAGUUCAGUGUUUUCGGAUAAAAACAACUGAAGGAUAACAACAAACCAGAAGUGACAUUUCGCAAUCAAGGAUAAAGUGAAAACAGAGAGAGUGAUAAACCAAAAAGACAUUUUCUGAAAAAAACAAUCAAGUGUGCGCAAGCAACAAGUGAUCUACCAAAAACAAAACAAAACCACAGAACAUUCAUAAAAAAUGGUGUACGCAAACAUGGUUGCAGAGCCCGCAAUGAGCGGCAAAAUCGCACAGCCUUCUUCGAUGGAACCACUAUCGCGGACAUACCAGUACCGCAAAGUGAUGAAGCCGAUGCUGGAACGCAAACGUCGUGCCCGGAUUAACCGUUGCCUGGAUGAGCUGAAGGAGCUGAUGGUUUCAGCCCUCCAGUCGGAAGGUGAAAAUGUCUCCAAGCUCGAGAAGGCCGACAUCCUGGAAUUGACCGUCCGUCACCUGCACAAACUGCGCCGCCAACAGCGCCUGACCGUCAAUCCAGUAAUCGAUGCUGACCGUUUCCGUGCCGGAUUCACUCAUGCCGCCAACGAAGUGUCCCGCUGCCUAGCCUCGGUUCCCGGAGUCGACAUCAAGUUGGGAACAAAGCUGAUGACCCACCUCGGCCAUCGCCUUAACGAUAUGGACAAAGUUUCGCCACUGUCCGUCCACUGCGAACAGAACAUCCAGAGCCCGCCAAUCUCCCCAUUCUCAACUACCUCAUCGACUUCCGCCGCCGAUCUCCAGAGCUAUCAGAUGCCACUGACCCCACAGUCUUACCGUUCCGGAAGUGGCAACUCCAACAGCCCAUCACCAAACCCAAGCGAGUGCUCCUCCAACGGCGACUCGCAAACUCCCGGUCUGCUCAAGAUCCAGGAAUCCGUUUGGCGGCCAUGGUAAUUCCGCUAUCCGUCUCCAAUUGGAAUCGGUACCAGUGAAAGACUUAUCAACGCAACCAAAUUCCUCAAUCCAGAGAUCUCAAGAGACAACAAGACAAAAAGGCAAAACAAAAAGCAUUUUUAUCAAUCAAUCGUAUGGGUAUAGCUUUAAUAGGACAUAGGAAAACUUUUUUUUCAAACUCUUUACUGUUAAUGAGCGAGAGUUUUUUGUGAUAUUAAUCGUUCUUUAGUUAUGUUAGGUCUUAGGCAUUACUUUUGUUAGUACUUUUUCGCUGAGAAAAAUCUGUUUUAUUUCUGCAUUUUAGCUCAGAGAAAGAUUUACGUAGCCAGUAGAUUGUUUACAAAUUGCACAAUUUGUGCAGUUUCUGUGAUUAUAAGCAAAACAAGAAAAUCAAAAAAUGACAUUUUUGUAAAAAUAAAACAAUCAAUCAA
Molecule: messenger RNA, 1420 nt
Organism: Uranotaenia lowii
Lineage: Eukaryota; Metazoa; Arthropoda; Insecta; Diptera; Culicidae
Product: enhancer of split mgamma protein-like
Exons: 1
Coding region: 300-989 (229 amino acids)
Biological process (GO): regulation of transcription by RNA polymerase II; anterior/posterior pattern specification; regulation of neurogenesis
Cellular component (GO): nucleus
Molecular function (GO): protein dimerization activity; RNA polymerase II cis-regulatory region sequence-specific DNA binding; DNA-binding transcription factor activity, RNA polymerase II-specific
Source: RefSeq, a predicted model, not a curated record